AUGGCAGAGAAGAUGGGCUUCCGGAAGAAGGUCUGGCCAUCUCUCUGCCGCUGCUUAGCCGACCAUGUUGAGGUGGCGAGACGGAUCCCGAAGAUCCUCGACGCUUACGUUGGCCCGAACGCGAUAAAGCCACAGCUGAACGAGGCCAUCAUGGUGACCGUGAACAGCGUGAACGAUUGCCCGUACUGCACUGGUCUCCACGGCGAGCUCGCGCGUAUGGCUGGCGUCCAGGAAGCCCCUGAGUUGAUGAAGGCCAAGAGCGCGAAGCAGUGCCGGAAGAUCCUGGACUCGCCUGCCAUCUCGUUCGCUCGGAGCUUCACCGAGAACGACGGCCGCGGCGAGAAGUGCGUCGCAGCCUUCGAGGAGCUGAGCGAGGAGAUGGGCAGGGGACCCGCCAGCUCCGUCGUCGCGCUGUGCUGGUUCCUGCUGUGGGGCAGCAUCAACGGCAACACGAUCAACUCUUUCCUCCUGGGCCGCCUCUGCUGUGCGCCGAAACAGUGCGGAAGCGUCAUAGUCGAGCUUUUCACGUUUGUCUAUUACGGUCCACUGUUCUUGCUCAUCGCCAUCGUGAAUAAAUUGCUGACCAUCUUCCCACAGGUGCCGGAGUGGUUCUCAGCCGCUUUCGGCGUGCUACUUACUUUCAUCGCCGCCGUGUGGAUUUUGCCUUUGGGGCUGAUCGGCUGCAUGACCAAACCGUGCCAUCCAGAGUACGCCGAGCCAAUCGAGGAGUACCUCAUGGAAGACGACGACAACGAUGCUUCCUAG
This is a messenger RNA of Prorocentrum cordatum, 765 nucleotides long. The record is from the annotation of a GenBank genome assembly. Lineage: Eukaryota; Dinophyceae; Prorocentrales; Prorocentraceae.